Messenger RNA from Euleptes europaea (tarantolino), 1352 nucleotides. It is a transcript of the gene MTRF1, whose product is annotated as mitochondrial translation release factor 1. NCBI's taxonomy places the organism in Eukaryota, Metazoa, Chordata, Lepidosauria, Squamata, Sphaerodactylidae. The record is from RefSeq and is a predicted model, not a curated record. The transcript is spliced from 9 exons. Gene Ontology annotation, molecular function: translation release factor activity. Gene Ontology annotation, biological process: translational termination. Bases 1 to 1347 code for a protein of 448 amino acids.
AUGAAGCCUCACACAGGGAUUCCUCUUUACAGAACAUGGUUUGGUAAUUGCUAUGGCCAGCGCCGCUCGCUUUCUUCCCUUACAAAGAGAAUUUCUCCUUUGGCAGAACCAAAUACCUCUCAGCACAGCAUCCUAUGGAACACAGUUACUUCUGUUCUAUUUAAUAAUAACUGGUCAAGGAGAUAUCACCAGAGCUCAAGAACGCUGUGGAACCACGAAGCCCUGCAAAAAUAUUUGCAGACUUUAAGCCAAGAGCAUCAAAGGAUUACUCAGUUGCUAGAUGACUGUUCAGUGAGCGAACACAGUCGGAAGGCUCUGGCUAAGAGACAUGCCGAACUGUCCCCGCUUGCUAAGGCAUUUGAAGAAAUACAAGAGGCAAAAAAAGAGAUCCGGGAUUUGGAGAUGCUGUGUGCAAAGUUAAACACCCCAGAAGACAGACAGCUGCUAGAACUCGCUCUAGAGGAAAAGGAAGCUGUUGACCGGAAGAUCGGCACCCUGCGUCGACAGCUUUUCCAGAUCUUGAUACCAAAAGAAAAAUAUGACAACUGUCCUGCUGUAUUGGAAGUGACAUCUGGGAGGACAACGGGAGGUGACAUUUGCCAGCAGUUUACACAAGAGGUGUUUGAGAUGUACCAGGGCUAUGCUGAUUUCAAGCGCUGGACCUUUGAGAUUCUGAAUUACACUCCAGCUGACUAUGGAGGGAUACACCACGCAGCUGCCCGCAUUUCCGGAGACCACGUCUACGGGCAUUUGAAGUAUGAAGGAGGCACGCACAGGGUGCAGCGAAUCCCCGAGACAGGCUUAUCUUCCAGAAUGCAGCGGAUCCACACGGGGACCAUGUCGGUUAUUGUUCUCCCCCAGCCAGAAGAGGUAAAGAUCAAAGUAGAACCAAGAGAUCUCCGUAUAGAUACUUUUCGAGCCAGAGGGGCAGGAGGGCAGCACGUGAAUACCACAGACAGCGCUGUGAGAAUUGUACACGUUCCUACAGGGUUCACUGUCGAGUGCCAACAGGAGCGAUCUCAGUUCAUGAAUAAAGAAACGGCCCUGCGGACGCUACAAGAGAAACUGUACCGGCAGGCCGUCGAGAGAGAGCUGAGCAAAAUGACCAGUGCUAGAAAACUGCAGUUAGGGACAAGAGCCCAGUCCGAGAGAAUCCGCACGUAUAACUUCAACCAAGACAGAGUCACCGACCACAGGAUCUCCUUCGAUGUACGCAAUAUCAAGGAAUUCCUGUGUGGCGGAGAGCUGCUAGAUGACCUCAUCAGUAAGUUGCUGGAAGUGGCAGAGGUGGAAGCUCUGACUGAACACUUAGAACGCAACUGUAGAUCUCUACAAGCAGAUGCCUGACUUCC